Messenger RNA from Procambarus clarkii (red swamp crayfish), 1191 nucleotides. Its product is annotated as serine/arginine repetitive matrix protein 2-like. NCBI's taxonomy places the organism in Eukaryota, Metazoa, Arthropoda, Malacostraca, Decapoda, Cambaridae. The record is from RefSeq and is a predicted model, not a curated record.
AUGCACCUCCAAGACCCCUCCAAGACACCUCCAAGACUCCUCCAAGACACCUUCAAGACUCCUCCAAGACACCUCCAAGACAUCUCCAAGACCUCUCCAAGACACCUCCAAGACUCCUCUAAGACCCCUCCAAGACCCCUCCAAGAUUCCUCCAAGAUCCAUCCAAGACACCUCCAAGACUCCUCUAAGACCCCUCCAAGACACCUCCAAGACUCCUCCAAGACCCCUCCAAGAGACCUCCAAUGCACCUCCAAGACCCCUCCAAGACACCUCCAAGACUCCUCCAAGACACCUUCAAGACUCCUCCAAGACACCUCCAAGACAUCUCCAAGACCUCUCCAAGACACCUCCAAGACUCCUCUAAGACCCCUCCAAGACCCCUCCAAGAUUCCUCCAAGAUCCAUCCAAGACACCUCAAAGACUCCUCCAAGACCCUUCCAAGACACCUCCAAGACUCCUCCAAGACACCUCCAAGACUCCAAGACACCUCCAAGACACCUCCAAGACUCCUCCAAGACACCUCCAAGACUCCAAGACACCUCCAAGACACCUCCAAGACUCCUCCAAGACACCUCCAAGACUCCAAGACACCUCCAAGACUCCUCCAAGACACCUCCAAGACUCCAAGACACCUCCAAGACACCUACAAGACUCCUCCAAGACACCUCCAAGACUCCAAGACACCUCCAAGACACCUCCAAGACCCCUCCAAGACACCUCCAAGACUCCAAGGCACCUCCAAGACACCUCCAAGACUCCUCCAAGACACCUCCAAGACACCUCCAAGACUCCUCCAAAACACCUCCAAGACUUCUCCAAGACACCUCCAAGACUCCAAGACACCUCCAAGACACCUCCAAGACUCCUCCAAGACACCUCCAAGACUCCAAGACACCUCCAAGACACCUCCAAGACCCCUCCAAGACACCUCCAAGACUCCAAGGCACCUCCAAGACACCUCCAAGACUCCUCCAAGACACCUCCAAGACACCUCCAAGACUCCUCCAAAACACCUCCAAGACUUCUCCAAGACACCUCCAAGACUCCUCCAAAACACCUCCAAGACUCCAAGACCCCUCCAAGACACCUCCAAGACACCUCCAAGACUCCUCCAAGACACCUCCAAGACUCCUCCAAGACCCCUCCAAGACCCACAUUGCCACCGGAACUCUUAGCUUCCACUCCGCUUGA